Messenger RNA from Hibiscus syriacus, 812 nucleotides. Its product is annotated as AP-1 complex subunit sigma-2. Lineage: Eukaryota; Viridiplantae; Streptophyta; Magnoliopsida; Malvales; Malvaceae. Gene Ontology annotation, cellular component: intracellular membrane-bounded organelle; AP-1 adaptor complex; membrane coat. The transcript is spliced from 7 exons. Gene Ontology annotation, molecular function: clathrin-cargo adaptor activity. Gene Ontology annotation, biological process: vesicle-mediated transport; intracellular protein transport. The record is from RefSeq and is a predicted model, not a curated record. Bases 149 to 634 code for a protein of 161 amino acids.
CCACUUUUAAUGGAGUAGAAAAAUUGUUCAAAUAUAAAUAUAAAAUCGCGUCGCAGCAGCACCAGAAAUCCGAAUCGGGAUACCGGUGUCUGAGCUUUCGGAGAAUCCAGAUUUUCAUUUUUGACUUUUCUUUCGGCUAUUAUCAAGGAUGAUUCACUUUGUACUUUUAAUUAGCCGACAAGGGAAAGUUAGGUUGACAAAAUGGUAUUCUCCUUAUUCUCAGAAGGAGAGAACAAAGGUUAUCCGUGAGCUCAGUGGAGUGAUUCUCUCAAGAGGGCCCAAACUCUGUAAUUUUGUGGAUUGGAGAGGGUUUAAAGUUGUUUACAAAAGAUAUGCUAGUCUUUACUUCUGCAUGUGCAUUGACCAGGAUGACAAUGAAUUAGAGGUUCUAGAAAUCAUUCAUCAUUUUGUUGAGAUACUUGAUCGAUACUUUGGCAGUGUCUGUGAAUUGGACUUGAUCUUCAACUUCCAUAAGGCCUACUAUAUAUUGGAUGAACUCUUGCUUGCCGGCGAACUUCAAGAGUCAAGCAAGAAAACUGUUGCACGUUUAAUAGCUGCGCAGGAUUCAUUGGUGGAGACGGCAAAAGAACAGGCGAGUUCCAUUAGCAACAUAAUUGCACAGGCCACAAAGUAGUUUAUGACCGGAUUGUCAUUCGUCUUUCGAGUUGAUUUUGGUGUAUCAUCUGUUUUCUGAAUUUCAUCUUGGAGAACUUAAUUUCAUGUUUAUGAUUGUAGAUUUGGGACUGGGUUUUGGGGUAGAAUUGAUCACACACAUAAUCAUAUAUCAAGUAUGUAUAUGGUCUUGCAUUUGA